Triplophysa rosa is the source of this 4900-nucleotide messenger RNA. It is a transcript of the gene abraxas2, whose product is annotated as abraxas 2, BRISC complex subunit. Lineage: Eukaryota; Metazoa; Chordata; Actinopteri; Cypriniformes; Nemacheilidae. The coding region runs from base 19 to 1263 and encodes 414 amino acids. The record is from RefSeq and is a predicted model, not a curated record. The transcript has 9 exons. Gene Ontology annotation, cellular component: nucleus. Gene Ontology annotation, molecular function: polyubiquitin modification-dependent protein binding; microtubule binding. Gene Ontology annotation, biological process: mitotic spindle assembly; protein K63-linked deubiquitination; attachment of spindle microtubules to kinetochore.
GGCGCGUAUGUUUCCAUCAUGGCGGCGUCAAUUUCGGGUUACACUUUUAGUUCUGUGUGUUAUCACAGUGCCAACAGCAAUUCCGACCAUGAGGGCUUCCUGUUGGGAGAAGUUAGACAGGAGGAGACUUUAAGCAUCAGUGACUCACACAUCGGUAGCUCAGAAUUCCUUAGUGUAAUAGAGGUCCACAAUCAUGAACCUUGUGCAAAACUGUUUAGCUUUUAUGACUAUGCAGGUAAUAUAAAUGAAGAAUAUCUCAACCGAAUCCUCAAGGACAGAAGAAAAAGUGUUAUCGGCUGGUACCGGUUUCGACGAAACACCCAGCAGCAAAUGUCAUUCAGAGAGCAGGUGAUCCAUAAGCAGCUGACUCAUAUACUUGGCAUCCCAGAUCUCGUCUUCCUUCUGUUUAGCUUCAUCUCCACAGCCAACAGUUCCACGCAUGCUCUGGAGUAUGUGCUCUUCAGGCCCAACAGAAAGUUUAAUCAGAGGAUAUCUCUUAGCAUCCCAAACCUGGGCAACACCAGCCAACAGGAAUAUAAAGUCUCUUCUGUACCCAACACUUCCAAAAACUACGCUAGUGUCAUUAAAGACCACGGGGCUGAGUUCUUUGAUAAGGAUGGGGUGAUGAAAGACAUUCGAGCUAUUUUUCAAGUGUAUAGCGCUCUUCAAGAAAGAGUGCAGGCAGUUUGUUGUGAAGUCGAUCAGAGUGAACGAGUGAGAGAGAAAAUCCAAGAAGAGGUGAACAAACUCAAAGACGAAAUCGCUCUCAGGAAACUUAAUGCAGCAGAGGAAGAGAGAAGACUCCAAGAGGCAACCAACGCACCCGACACACUUCCCGAUGACUCGGCUCCGCCCGACCCCUCACCGUCGACUCUGACGCGAGCCGAGCUCUCCUCCACUCCCUCAGCGGAGCCCAGUUUAGAGAGACCUGUAAACUCCUCAUCUCCACAACUUUACAGCACAACGCUGCCUCCGGACUCACCGAAUGCUAUACUGCUGCCUCGACCACAAGCCGUGGGCUCGCCCGGCCACCCUUCGCCCGGUCUGGGCCUGGGCAACGGAGACGGCUCGAGCUCGGAUUCACUGAACCGUCAGGCCACCGGACAGGAAGAUCAAGAGGACGACGAUUAUGGGGACAGUAGUGAGUACGAGAACUUGGUUAGCGAGCAAUUGCAGCCGUCGUCUGUAACAGAAGCCGUUACAUUGGGGCGACCUGCUACCCUGUGGCCUGACGGAGAUGCUCACAGCCCACCGGGCUCAUAGUAUUUAAACAGAAGCUUGGGGAUAGGGAUAAAGACAUAUAUACGAGAUUAUGAUUGUGAAGAAAAGGAUGGGGUGUUAUUCAGAAAGCAGAGCAGCACUUGCCUUUUGCAAGUUGAGAAAAUAUUAUCCUGAUGUACACGGUUGAGAGUUCCAAAGUGCUUUUGGAAUAACAUCGCCAUCCUGAUGGGCCGAUGGACCCUGUUCUCUUUUCAUGCUUUGCUCUCUGGUUGUGUUUGGGUGGAGAGGUGUAUCCCGCUUACCGGUUCUCUCUUGGCAUUUGCUACCUACCGGAAUUGUUCAGUUCAUUCACCAUUUACCUCUUGCACUUUUCUGCCUUCUUUUGAUCUGCAUUUGAAUAGAAAAGCAAAGGGAACUGUGGGGUUUUUUGUGGCCUUCAAAUUCAUCUCUGCGUGAGCUUAGUCCAUGACUGUUGUUCAGUGCUUCACAAAUGAGACAGAUUAAAAAAAGACUAAAUGUACAGUGCUUAGGACUGCACCUUUCUGACACUUGAUGUAGAACGGUUCUUGUUCUAGAAAAGUUAUUUUAUGUUGUUUUUAUCUUCUGUUGAGUAAUAUAAUGGCCUAUUUGUGAAAACCAUCUUAAAAGGGUUUUAUUUUAUGUAGAUCACUAAUAAUUUCAUUAGGUUGAUUUAAACUAACACGUUUUUGUCAUGAUGAAUGAACUGUUGUUUUCUGCUGAAAUUCAAACGUUUUUACCAACGAGCUUUAACAUAAUUUACAGUCAUGCUGUUUGAAAGAGCCAAUCCCGUCAGCCAAUUAGAAUUCAGCCUUGAUUUCAUCGGACGAGGCAAAGAUCAAACAAUGACAUCAUCAAUCUCAGGAUUCUUUUACAGUACCAGGAAUGUUGCUUCUCACUCUUCAUCUUGUGUUUAUUUUUUUCGAAAUAAUGCAGAGAUUACUCAAUUUAACGCUCCAUGGUAAUGUGAAGUAAAGAUGUUUAAGGUACAUUGAGCUAGCUAUAGGGAUACUCCACCCAAAAAUCAUAAUUUACUCACCCUCAAGUUGUCCAUAGUAGGAAAAAUUAUUGUAUCUUUUUUGUUGUUCUGCUGAACACAAAAUGAGAUAUUUGGAAGAAUUUAGGAAAGCAAACCGUUCUAGGGCACCUUUAACUACCAUUGAAAUUUUUCCUACUAUGGGAGUCAAUGGUGGCCAAGAACGGUUUGGUUACAAGCAUUCUUCCAAAUAUCUUUCUCUGUGUUCAUCAGACUGAGUUUGUGAGAUUCGCGCAAGUAGCGCUUUGAGCAUCGUUCGCACAAAACACUUGAAUGAGACUGAUUAUCUGUUGAGUUUGUUCACUGAAAGAAUCUCAUUUUAGUCUUGUUUUUUAUCUCAGGAUCUGACGCUCUGACAUUUAUCUUGACAGAGGCCAAGAAUGUCUCACCUUUCAUUCACUAUACUUCUCCAGUUUGGGUUGUGCAAAAAUAACAAAGGCUUGUUCACUGGCAUGAGUGUGAAUGGGAGUCCACUGACAGAUGUUUCAGUCAGUAUCGUGUUGCAUUGACUUAGUCCUGGUUUUCAGCCUCGGCAUCUGUUUUCUUGUGUAAUGCCAAAAUGUGAUGGCACCCUUGCUUUUCAACAAUAACUGAACAAUGACACUGACAUGGAAAAAUGCCACAUUUAAACUACACGGUCUUGUUUCGGCAGUCCCUAAGAGCUUUAAAAACAACUUUAUUAUACUAACACUGAACAUUUUAGCUAUACCACUUGGGUUCAGCAGAGUUUCUGAUACAAAGUGCAGCUUAAAAUGAUAUAUAUGAACACUUUUGUUUUUAAAAAAUGUACUAUUUAUGAUCAAUUAAAAUCUUGUCACGGUUUGCAACAACAGGUGAAACAGCCCUGUAAAUUCAAUGGCAAAAUGUAGAGAUGGUUGCCAUUUUGCCUUGUAACAUAAUAGACGCUUUCAAAUCUGAAAUGAAAUAAAUCCAAAUAUGGCCAUUUGAAUGGUGAAAUGAUGCUUGGUUAAAGUCAUUUGAUGAAAUUACGAAGAAUAUGUUUAUCAGCUGCAGGUCGAACAUGAAUGUUUUUCUGCAAAUCGAGCAGCUGUGAGUGAUUAACAUUGUUCCCAUCAGAACUGGAGUCAAGUCUCUUAGUGCAUGUUAUGUUUUACAAGUGCAAUCUGUGCUUGGCAGGCUGUUGCACUACUGCAACAAGCACCUGCUCGUAUUAACCGUUCCCAUUCACUUCUGCCGUAAAUCUGCCACCAUGUUUACAAAUAUAAAGUGGGAUCCAACAGUCUGAGAUCACAUUCAAAACUUGGAUUCCAAAUUAUUUAUGCAAAUUUGACAUUGUUUAAAAGGACAGAUUUCCUUGUUUGCUUAUGGGAACAUUCUGUUUUAACACAAUGCAUCAGGGCUUUCACAAAUUUGUGCGGUCUGUGACAGCUGGAGAACAUGCUGUCAGUAAAGCAAAAGUGAAACCGCAUACUAUGAAAUUCUGAAACCCAGAUUAGUUUUUCAGUAUUCAUUUUCACUAGUUUUGCUUUUUAAGGUCCAGUGUAUGAAACUUAGUGGCAUCUAGUGGUGAGGUUAUGAAUUACAACCAACGGCUCACUCCACACUUUAUACACCUCUGAAGAUAUAGGUAUGUAUAUAAGAUUGCAUAUCUGUCAAUAGAUCCCUGAAAAAUGUCACACUGGACCUUUAUAAAGCACUUUGAUGCAUAGACCAACACUACUCAACAGUGGCACAACUGCAUUUAAUGUAUAUAAUGGUGCAUUUCUGUCAAUAGAUCCUCCUAAAUAUAACACAUUGGACCUUUAUAUAUUUUUAUUAUUCAUUAAUAUUAGAAAAACGGAAAAUGGGUGUUUUAACUAGUGGUCUCAGACUUGGAUCCAACUGUAAGACAAACUCCCAACUGUAGUAGGAUUCUAGUAUUUUAGCAAACAGAUUGCAUUAUCAGCAUUGGUGUCAUAAAGGCUUAAAUUAUCUCAAGACUUUUGAAUAUAAUAAAAUGUUUUAUAAGGGCAAUUGUUUCUUCAAUGUGAUCCGUAUCUCUUUUUUUUAGGUUGAUCAAUAUCUUGCCGUCUGUAAAAUACACUCAGCCUUCACAGGUGAAGAGAGGAAACAGCAAGACUUUAAAGAGAUCAGAUUUUGACACAAGACAAGAUUUCCACCUCCAGCCAAGAAUAUCUAUUCGAUUUGUUACUCUUCACACAGACAGAGAGCAGAGAUAACAGAUGUAUGAUGUUAGAGCAAGAACAAUCUGCUUUGCACCAAGUGUGCCGGUGUCAAAUUCUCACAAGAGGACCGUGAAAUCUUUCAGCCGUACUCAGACUGCAGAACAAGAACCCAGGUGGUAUUGACAUUAAAAGUAAUUUUGAACAAUCAUUUUUGUGUUUUUAUCCAAUAAUUGAUUAUCUUUAACUUACAAAAACUCCUCAUUUGUUUAGGGGGCUAGGUAUGUGAAUGUUCGCAGCAAAAAGAUGUAAAGGUUGUGCCUAACAAUAUGAAAAAACAUAAAUAGAUGAAGUGCAGUAGUGCACAGUAUUAUAUUUGGUUGUGUAGUUGAUGUCAUGGCCUGGUGGUGGCGCACUUCAUUCACAGGUCUGCAGUGCUACUCUGAAACUCAACAUUUUAAACAGGGCCUUGCUUUUAUUACACAUAAAACUCACAAAUAAA